Molecule: messenger RNA, 885 nt
Organism: Chondrus crispus (carragheen)
Lineage: Eukaryota; Rhodophyta; Florideophyceae; Gigartinales; Gigartinaceae
Exons: 2
Coding region: 1-378 (125 amino acids)
Source: RefSeq, a predicted model, not a curated record
AUGGCCGCGCUCGCUAAGCUCCUGCCCUUGCAUCCAGCACACCAGGAAAUGCUCGACAAAUCCCCGCAGUGGUUGGAAGCAUUGCGUCUGUCCGCAUUGGGCGUCCGUCCCGACGUCCUCCGCAAUGCCAUUGGAGGUACGGAGCUCACAUUGGGAGUCUUGCUUCUCUUCACCCCGACAGCCGCGUAUGCACUGGCGCCCCUGAUGGGGGGUGCACUCGCUACGCAUUACCUUAUGGAUGACUCCCGCUUCACCAAAGAAGCGAUCCCCGCCGCUGUGCUUGGCGUCCUACUCGGAGUCCACGCCUUCCUGCAUACUGCCAUCCGUGUCGCGCGUAAGGCGGAGCUCCAAGCCCUGCAGACGGCAAAGAAGGAAUAAUUUCGCCAACGGAAAAUGGGCAGAGGUGCAUCCCUGCCACCUCGAGAUGUUGGACGCCUUGUCGACCUGGGGCAGCGCGAUGGUGACUUUCAUAACAGUCGCCUGUGCGUCGAAAAUUCUAAACCUUGCUGGCAUGACCAUGGUAUCAGCCGGGUCCCCCGCUCUCCUCGACGCGUCUCUGAGUCUCCUGAAAUCCCCUUCGCUCUCGCUACGCGCGAUGCUUGCCUCCCGCGCUGGCCCCACCACCUCUCACCGUCUCGAGCUUCUCGUUUGGCCUUGCCAGUGUGUUCCCUUCUGCCCAUGCCCCACAUACAUAGGGGCCACGCACGUAUCUAGUCCCGCUCACUACGCGAUAUCUUGCCUGAGGAGAGCAAAAACUCGCCUCCAUAUGUUUUUUCGUAUCUCUCAAACAACCUGCCUCUAUCCAAUCCUCUGCUUCUUCCCAUCCUCUCCAUAAACACAGACGGCCCAACCGUUCGGCCUCACGCAACCCAAUCUCUUUUUAAA